AUGUUACGAACUCCACAAGCUCAAUUUCAUAUUAGAUUUCUCAAUUUACGCUGGAUAAUUCCAGCUCAACUGGAUUUCAAAAAUCGCCCAUUUUAUUCUGUUUCAAAGUUUGAAGAGAUUUCACACUCGGAAUUUAACAGUUCUUUUGAUGUUUUUGAUUCAAUGGAUGCUGAUUCAAUUUCUCAUAUUAAUACUUCAUAUGUUUCUAUUCAUAAACAACAUUUAUACUAUGUUAACAUACAGGGAUUAAUGAAACAAGCUAAUCAGAUUGCUUGCAAGUCUUGUGACGAAUUAUUUAUUAGUUUACUUGAAACAUAUAUUGCUAACAAAAAUAAAGAAGCACUUGAAUUUGAACAAUUGAACCAAAAUGUUGAUCAAACAGAUUCAAGUGAAAUUGACCAAGAAAACGUUAAUAAAAUUGGAAAUCCUUUAAUCAGACGUCCUAAAGGAAGGCCAGCAGGAACUGCAAGAUUUAAAGGACCUUUGGAAACCUCUAAUGCUGGUAAUCGAACUCAGAAUAAGUGUGGUUUAUGUAAUAAUGUGGGGCAUAAUCGUGCAACGUGUCCAUCAAAUCCUGGUCGGAAGAAAAGAAGGCAAGAAGUGUGA
This is a messenger RNA of Funneliformis geosporum, 606 nucleotides long. The record is from the annotation of a GenBank genome assembly. Lineage: Eukaryota; Fungi; Glomeromycota; Glomeromycetes; Glomerales; Glomeraceae.